Messenger RNA from Haliotis rufescens (red abalone), 5727 nucleotides. Its product is annotated as cullin-4A-like. NCBI's taxonomy places the organism in Eukaryota, Metazoa, Mollusca, Gastropoda, Lepetellida, Haliotidae. The record is from RefSeq and is a predicted model, not a curated record. The transcript is spliced from 22 exons. Gene Ontology annotation, molecular function: ubiquitin protein ligase binding. Gene Ontology annotation, biological process: DNA damage response; protein ubiquitination; ubiquitin-dependent protein catabolic process. The coding region runs from base 132 to 2549 and encodes 805 amino acids. Gene Ontology annotation, cellular component: Cul4-RING E3 ubiquitin ligase complex.
CGAGAACUCACACGAGAAUUUCCGCCAUAUUUGUCUAGUUCAGCUGGGAAAUCUUAUUCUUCGUCUCCAAAUAAUAACAAACUUUCUUUCUUGGGGAAUUUCAGGCCAGUUUCUGGCCUAAAGCGUAAUGCAUGCCUCUCUCAAGCGCAAGCAAGCGUGCUCUUACAGAUCAAAACAAGGGUGAAGACGCUUCCAAUCAUAAACGACGCCGAGUUAGUCACGAAAAUAACUCUCCUCCAAACAAGAAAUUAGAGGACAGUUCGCAAUCAACAAUGACGGAUUCGCAAAGAAGACCGAACUUCUCAGCCCUCACAAGCCCCAGUAAUGGGAUCGCUAGACACGCAUCUCCGCUUGCUAAUAAUAAACCAGGGGCUGCAAAGAAGUUGGUCAUCAAGAAUUUCAAAGAAAAACCAAAGAUGCCAGAGAACUUUCAGCAGGAGACUUGGAAGAAGUUGGGUGAGGCUGUAGAUGCUAUCCACAAGAGCUGCUCUAUCCGUUACAGCCUGGAGGAGCUGUAUCAGGCUGUGGAGAAUAUGUGCUCCUACAAGAUGUCAGCUAGCCUGUAUGACCAACUCAAACACAUCUGUGAAGAUCACGUCAAAGCCAACCUGAACCAGUUCUUGGGAGACACAUUGGAUUAUGAACAGUUUCUUAAGCUGAUAGACAAUUGCUGGCAAAACCAUUGUCGACAAAUGAUAAUGAUUCGCAGUAUAUUCCUGUUCCUGGAUAGGACAUAUGUACUUCAGAAUUCUGCAAUUCUUUCAAUUUGGGAUAUGGGUCUUGAUCUCUUCCGCGCCAACAUAAUCAGUCACAAGACGGUGGAGGCACGGACUGUUGAUGGCUUGUUGAAGCUGAUCGAGAGGGAACGCAAUGGCGAGGCAGUUAACCGACAGUUGCUGAAAAGUCUCCUCAGGAUGUUGUCUGAUUUACAGAUCUACCAUGAUUCCUUUGAAAAGAAAUUCCUGGAUGCCACAGAACAGCUGUACGCAGCAGAGGGACAGCAGCUGAUGCAGGAGAGAGAUGUGCCUGAAUACCUUGCCCAUGUGGACAAACGUCUCAAUGAGGAAAAUGAAAGACUCCUCCACUACUUGGACCAGUCAACAAAGAAAGCCUUGGUGAUGUGUGUGGAAAGACAGCUGCUGGAACAGCAUUUACACCAGAUACUGCAGAAAGGCUUAGACCAGCUUCUGGACGCCAACAGGAUUCCGGACAUGACCCUCCUGUUCCAGCUGUUCAACAGGGUCCGGGACGGUCUGCGACAACUCUUCCUGUCCUUCGGACUCUACAUCAAGAAUACUGGCCGGGUAAUAGUUGUGAACCAGGAGAAUGAUUCAGACAAAGACAAGGACAUGGUGCAGUGUUUGUUAGAUUUCAAGGAUAAAAUCGACAACAUAAUCAGCACAUGUUUUGGUCGUAAUGACAAAUUUAUCAAUGCAAUGAAGGAUAGUUUUGAAAACUUUAUCAACCAAAGACAGAACAAGCCGGCCGAACUUAUAGCAAAAUAUGUGGACUCCAAGUUACGAGCAGGAAACAAGGAGGCAACAGAGGAAGAGUUGGAGAGACUUCUAGACAAGAUCAUGGUGCUCUUUAGGUUCAUUCAUGGGAAGGAUGUGUUUGAAGCUUUCUACAAGAAGGAUCUUGCAAAGCGUCUUCUUGUUGGGAAAAGUGCAUCAGUUGAUGCGGAGAAGUCCAUGUUGUCAAAACUUAAACAAGAGUGUGGUGCAGCCUUCACUGGGAAGCUGGAGGGAAUGUUUAAAGACAUGGAGCUGUCAAAAGAAUUGACACUUGCCUUUAAACAAUACAUGCAGAACCAGGACGCCCCCGGGGGAAUCGAUCUGACGGUUAACAUCCUCACCAUGGGGCACUGGCCCACAUAUCAGCCCAUGGAGGUGCACCUUCCCUCCGAGAUGAUUCAGUUCCAAGAAGUGUUCAAAACAUUUUACCUCGGCAAGCACAGUGGUCGUAAACUGCAGUGGCAGCCCACCCUAGGGCAUUGUGUUCUCAAGGCUACAUUUGCUGGGGUGAAGAAAGAGCUCCAGGUAUCCCUCUUCCAGUCUCUGUGUCUUCUACUCUUCAAUGAAGGAGAUGACUACACAUACAGCGAAAUCAAGACAGCCACAGCUAUCACGGACAGUGAGUUGCGUCGCACUCUGCAGUCUCUGGCUUGUGGCAAGGCUAGAGUUCUCAUCAAGGCCCCAAAGGGGAAGGAAGUGGAAGAUGAUGACAAGUUUUCUUUCUGCAAUGACUUCAAACACAAGUUGUACAGAAUCAAGAUUAACCAGAUACAGAUGAAGGAAACGCAAGAGGAAAACACCAGCACAACAGAACGAGUGUUCCAGGACCGACAGUACCAAGUAGACGCUGCCAUUGUCCGCAUCAUGAAGACACGCAAGACUCUCAGUCAUAACCUCCUCAUUGCGGAGCUCUACAACCAGCUCAAAUUCCCAGUCAAGUCACCUGACCUGAAGAAAAGAAUCGAGAGCCUUAUUGACCGUGACUACAUGGAGAGAGACAAGGAUAACCCCACGAACUACCACUAUAUGGCCUAAUACCUCCAGCUGUGGGGCAGUUCCACUGACCUUCAUCAGUGCUACCGAGUCUUGUGCUAGGGGCUUCAUCCCCACAGACAACUAUGAAUGAAUACUGAGUGUGUUUAUGUAGAUCAUUUCAGACAGUACUUCGAAUUUAUAUGCAGGUUACUGUUUGUAGACCAUAUCAAGUGUUGUGGAGGACAGAGGAAUAGACAUCCUGACGUUUGUCAAAAUCGCCCAUUAUUCACCAGUAUGGUGAAAUCAUUAUUCAAAGUACUUCUAUUUCAGUAUGAGGUGUGGCAUUGGUAUAAAUAUACAAUACAAACUGCAAGCUUUACCCUGCAUAUAUAUGUUACACCUUUCUGGAGAUGAUCUAUGUCCAACUGGGUCUACCAUCCGACCACGAGGCAUGACUGUGAUUUGCCAAGGGAGAUAACCGGGACGGGAAUGCGUGAACUAUCCCGUGUACGUGAGGCAGACUUCUGUUUACUAUUAUGUUUUGUGUACUUUGGUUUGAAAUAUUUACAAGUAUGGGUGAAGAUUAUGAAGCUGUAAAUAACUUAAAAAUGCUUUGUACUACUGCAAAUGUGUAUUUUUGGAUUUGAAACAGACAGGAUUUCUGUGACUGUUUAUUUUCAUGUGAAGAGUGACCGUGAAGGGUGCGAGAGUCUGUAUUUAAAAAACUGUGAUGAAAAAAAGCAUUACAAGUUUCGACAUUUGCAGGCUGCUUCUAAGAAAUUGUCCAUUUCCAUAUAACAUUAGUUCACUAGUUUUAGCCCAUCUUGAUGACUUAAACAAUGCUUUCAUCUCAAAUAAAUCUGUCGAUGCAUUGCUUGUACAGAACACCACGGGUUCUGUACGUCAUGUUCAGCUGAGAGAAAUGAUUAUAUUUUGUGCAGUGAGAGCUGCCCUGCUUAAACAUAUCUCUCUAUAUUUUUCCUCCCUGAUGAACAAUUAUCCGUCAACAUGUUUGUGUGACAAGAAAAAACUCAUCACCGUUCAUUGUCAUCAUUAACAAGAAUCAAUGUUUAUAUUCUAGUUCUUAGACAGAUACCUGAAGUCCUGUGAAUGGAGACGGGUUCGUGGGUUCAGCAGCUUCCUUGGACAGUUGUGUUGACGCUAUGACCACAUGUUUCUGAUCCUGUCACAUUUUAUAGUGUGUGUUUCUUCUGGAUUAUCUGCUCUUGUCCUUAAAGAUUUGACAGAGGGAUGGAAUUAUGUGGAGUCAAGGUCAUAGCCAUUAAGGGUUUAAGGAGCUGACCAUUUGCUAUUCUCAAGGGCUUGAGAUUUGAUUUCUUCAUAUUUUGUUCCUAAAAACAAAUUGUACAUUGGACAGACUGGAUAUACUGAUAUGGAAAAUUGUGUUUUGAAGCAAUCGAAAUAAUCUCUCCCCAAAUCCCCAGCCUACAAAAUAGUAAAUGGUGAGUCCCUUAGAAGGUCAGUUCACUUCGUCACUAAGAUCAUUUCAUCUUCACUUGCUGCUGGAUUAAUAAUUCAUUAAGACAUGGAUUCAAAGACUAUCUUUACUUCAUAAUGAGUAAGUCUGUCACAUAAAUUUUUGAAAAAAAUUGUAAUGGAUGUACCUUGAAUCCAGAAAUAGUUUGUAAUUCUCGGUUGGAACUGUUGGUCUGGUAUGUUUACUCCAGCUUGAUGUAAUGUAAAUAUGGUACAAUUAUAUGGACAUGGCUUGAUCAAUGACUCGAGUUCUACAAUCCUGUGUGAAGACAAGGGCAGGUAACUCUGCAUAUUUACCCCACCCUGAUUCUGUGUAAAUAUUUGAUGUAGUAUGAAAUGAGAAUGUUUAGUGAUGGAUGGAAGAUUUGGCACAUCAUAUAUAAGUGCUGUGUGUGAGAGAUGUGUAGAUUGUGUGUAAGAAUGAUAGUCAGUUCAACUUUUUCAAAACAUUUUGUUGUCUUAGGCACAAAAAUCCUUCCGUUCACAAGGCUGAAUCUACACAGGGUUCUGGGUUUUGGAGGUGAAAAUGGAAAGACGAAACAAAAUGACUUAGGGGGAAUAAUUUUCAAAAUAAUAAAAAUUUAAAAAAGCCAAUAACAUAAGAAUACAAAGAUGAUAUUGCUUAAGGGAGCAUUGGGGUUAAGGUAGCCAGUGGUCUUCGUAUUGCAGUUCAGUGAGCAGAGUUGCAUCCCCUUUCAGGAUCCGUGUUUUGUGGGUUUGAAUCCAUUCCGUACACGAUCCUUGGUUUGUCAGCACCAUACCCUUGCUGGUAGAUUCCACCAAAGUGGUAAACUCCUGAGAUUCUUUCUUCAUCCGUACAACAGCUAACACCGUGAUAUGACAAAAUACUCACAUGAUGCAGUGUUCUUCUCACCAUCAGACUUGUAUCAAAGAUAUCUUGGUUGUUAUAACUGAAGACCUAUGCACUUUGCAUCUUCGAUCUUACAAGAUCUUCUUCAGUGUAUUAUACCCAGGACCCAUUUGCUACCAAAGCUUUGUAUUUAGCCCAAUCCAAGUGGCACAACGCUGAAAAGUAACCCUCAGACAUGUAGCUACAGAAGCCUUUCAGGGCCAUUGGUUUUUUUCUUGAAAUUUCAAGUUAUGAUCUUAAAAUUUGAAUCUUAUCUUGAAAUUUCAAGAUAAUAAUCUUGAAUUUUCAAAUAAGUUUGUCGCUUGAAAUUUCAAGAAAAAAAUAAAUAAACAAAUUGCCCCAAAAGGCUUCUGUAUGUAUGUCAUUAGUGAAACACUGUGCUAAAUUACUGAUACGCAGAUGGUGAUGUCACUUCAGAAGGAGGUUUGGUGGCAAAUGGGUCCAGAGUAUUUAUAACAGAAUGGCAAUAUAGCCCACUGGAUAUUCAAGGAUGGCUCCUAUUUUAGAUCAGUUUGAUUUAAUUGUUAUUCUGAUUAGUUCGGGCGUUCGCAUUUCAGUUACAUUUCAAGAACAGGUUAUUUUGUUGCAUAGUAUAGCAGAAGAAGGGAUGUUUCAACAAGAAUUAUAGCAUGUGCUGCAAUGUAAUAGACGAGCACUGACAAGUUAUAGGACAUGAACAUUUUGGGGGAUUAUUUUAAUAUGAACAUAGAAGCUCAACCCAAACCCUGUGAUGAUCUUGUCCAUUUUUUUCUAAUUUUUUUAAAAAUAUUUUUUUUCCCUGUAAGUUGUGUACGGACAAGCAGCACAACUUGUCAACAUGAGACUUGUACAGUCCCACUGCAUUAUUUAUAAAUAAAUAAUGUUCCCUUA